AAUAAGAAAACAUAGUAGAAAACAUUUUGUUAUGUGUAGAGUUGCUUUUCAAGGAAAGAAUAACAAGCUGCCGUAUGAAUAUGAGUUCAUAUCAUGUGAUCUUUUGUUUUACAACCCACGGCGUCUGCUUCCUGAGGAACCACACAGGACGAGGAACCAGAAAAGGAAUAAAAACAACACAAGGAUCGUGUUACGCUACAUGUUCCCCAUUAGGAAUGCACGAUAUUGGACUCUAAGUGAUAUCAGGUUGGAUAUUUCUAGGGAUAGUUGGUACGCCGAUAUAUAUACAUAUUUCUUCCACCUAAUUGAAGAGAGCAUGAAGUGUCUCUCCUGGAGGAGUUAAAGGACUCUGGAGGUUCUGUGUUGUGCUCUUUGUGUCCAGUUUGCAACCAGAAGUCAGUGGGAGGGCCCGGACCCCUACAGUAACCCAGAGAGGAUCCUCCUGCUCCACCCCCAGCAGAGCUCCACCUCAGCUCAGAAAAACAAUCCUCUUUUUAUUAUUAUUAUUUUUUUUUUAUGUCCGUUUGCGGCCUUCAUCGGCUCCCAGAUGACAGCAGGGGGACUAUAACUCCCUCCUUGUGCAAACAGCUUGCCCAAACAGACGCGAAGUGACAAUGUUCAGAGCGCCCUGCCCUCCUAUUCCUCCUCGUCGUCACUGAAAAAUCCUUCCUCAUAAAAAAACAAAAACACAACACUUCCUCACACCGCUCGGCCCAGCUGCUGCUGCUGCUGCUGCUGCUGUGUCCAGAUGAAAACCAAACUGCGCUCGGCCCACAUGCGACAUCAGCUCCUCUCCAACACAUUUUCGGCGCCGUAAUCGCUCCCGGGACACCGGAUGUGCUGCUUCUUCUGCUGGGAGAGAGAGAGGGAGAGUGAGAGAGACAGAGGCGGAGAGAGGGAGAGAGGAGCGACGCGGCGGCAGUGGAGGAGCCCAGAAUGAAAGAGGCGCGGCGGGGAGGGGAGGAAACGCGGACCGAAGCGGAGAGGCGCUGGUGUUUUUACUGAGUUUUUGUCGGGAGGCGUCAUACGGGCGUUAAGAGAGCGGAGGGAAAGUUGAUGAAGAGGAGAGAACAGAUGAUGAUGGUGAUGAUGGUGGUGAUGAUGAUGAUGAUGAUGAAGCUUUCGGUUCACGCGCCUCCCGAGCAUCGACUUCCUACCAGACUGACUGCUGCUGGAGUGGAGGUGGUCUGAUCUCACUUCCCUGGAGAUGCCGCUCCCUCAGGGCGUGCUGCUCUGCCUGGGCAUGCUGCUGCUGUCUGUUGGGGGUGUCCUGGCCCUGUGCGUGGGACUGCCCUACCACUCAGCCCCGCUGUUUGGAGUGGGACUCUUCCUGGGCCUGGGCGGCGUGGGCCUGCUGGUCAGUGGGGUCUGCAUGGCCAUGAGGAAUCUGCAAGUGGCCGUUCCGGGACACUUCCUCCUGCACCCUCGCACGGGCACCCGCUUCAGCCCACGGCAGUCCAUGGCUAUACAAAGGAGGUUGGACCGAAUUCGUCGGGAGAUGUCAGAGGACUCCGUCAGCAGGAUACCGGAUCCCGAACCUCCUCUCCCAUCCACCCCUCCGCCCUGGACGAUGGAGCCGCCUCCAUCCUACGACACAGUGAUGAAGAGCCAGGAGCGCAGCGAGCAGCUUUAACCUCUCACUCUGGCCGACAUCUUUACUUUGUGUCAGUGC
Acanthopagrus latus (yellowfin seabream) is the source of this 1672-nucleotide messenger RNA. RefSeq lists its product as uncharacterized. The coding region runs from base 1208 to 1633 and encodes 141 amino acids. The transcript is spliced from 4 exons. The record is from RefSeq and is a predicted model, not a curated record. NCBI's taxonomy places the organism in Eukaryota, Metazoa, Chordata, Actinopteri, Spariformes, Sparidae.